AAAAUGCAUAAAGAAAUGGUUGGACUUACGAGUACGGAGACUAUAAAUCCAAAGAGUUUUACUGUAUGAUCAAUUCAAUUCAAUCCAACCGAAUCCAAUCCAACCUAUUAUGUCUAAAGCUCAUUUAAAUUUUCUCUUGUUGGGAUUUUUCUUAAUUUUGGGUUUUUCGGAAAUAAGCUGCAUCCCAGAGGACACCCGUAUUGGGAGGAAAAAAAUACCGGUAAGGAACGAUUGUACUCCUGAAAAUGGUUGUGAUCGAACGUGUAGGGAACACAAUCUUCAAGGUCCCUCAGAAUGCAUAGUAACGAUUUCUGGAUUAAGUCAGUAUACGUCUUACGAAUGCGAAUGUUGCAAAUGUGUAGCGACGAAAUUCGUGAAUGUGCAUAUUUGUAAUCCACAGAUUUGUGUCGAAAGGUGUGUCCUAGAAGCCGGUGUUAAUGGUCCCUCAGAGUGCAGAGACGUCUAUGUUGGAUCUCGUACUUAUAUUCACGAGUGCUACUGUUGCGAUGACAAAGCAAAGUUAACCGCCGGCAAUAAUGUCGCCGUCGCCUAGGGUUGGCAUGGCCCGAUCAUGCAUCCUAUUUUCUCCGUUUCUUUAUAAUAAUAACUUCUAUAUAGGGACGCGUUGUUUGCACGGUUUUAUUAUACAUCGUUUGCUGAUGAUAAUUAAUUCUCAAACUUCUCAUGUUUGAUGUAUCGCUGCUGGUCCCUAACCAAGCUUGAUUGAUUACUGGUUGUAUGUGUUUGUCUGAAACUAAUGCAAGAUGUUUAUGUUGUUUGAUAA
Molecule: messenger RNA, 784 nt
Organism: Papaver somniferum (opium poppy)
Lineage: Eukaryota; Viridiplantae; Streptophyta; Magnoliopsida; Ranunculales; Papaveraceae
Exons: 3
Coding region: 110-553 (147 amino acids)
Source: RefSeq, a predicted model, not a curated record